UUUAAUACUGAUGAUGAAAACAUGGCCUGUUUAAUAAUUACUCAUCACAUAUAAUCACAAUGCACUAUAUUAAAACCAAGGGUCUCCAUAAAUACUUCUCUUUCUUCUUCUUGUAAGUCCAUCAAGAAAGAAAAUUUUCAUUUUGAUCUAAGUUUUAGAAUCAGUCCAAAAUGUCCACCAAAAUAACUUACUCAGACCUAUUUUACAAUCUUUCUUACAAUCGAAGUCUAUCCCUAAAAUCCCAUUCUCAAUAUUCAAGGCAUUUGCAAAUUGGAAAAUCCCAUUUACAUACAAAAAACUUCAAUAAGCCUCUCAAUUUCGUCAAUUUCAAUGCCAAAGAUGGAAUAUUCAUUAUUAGGUGCAACGCAGCCAACAGUACUGGAUCACAAGCUCCUCCACCUGGCAAAUCUCCAUUCUUUGGAUGGAAAUGGUUGUUGGGAUUUCUUUUACCUAUAUUACUACCUUCAUUCCGGAACAAAGUCAACCCUUUACAACUACUCAAAAGUAAUGUGGAUAAAGCAGUAGAAACAGUGGAGACUAUGACUGAGAUAGUGGAAGAGGUAGCUGAGGAAGUAGAAAAGAUUGCUGAAGAUGUUGAAAAGAAACUUCCUGGUGAUUCAAAGCUUAAAGAAAGUCUUGAUUCAAUAGAAAAUCUAGCUGAAGGGGCUAUCAAGUAUGCCAAACAAGCUGAAGAUCUCAUUCACAAGAUUGAGGAUGUAGAGAAGGAGAUGGAGGACACAUCAAUGCAAACUAACACUACAAAUCAGGUUGAAAGGGUCAACCAAGGGUUAAGCGCCAACAAGAAUAAAAGUUAGCCUUCGAAAAAGUAGUCAUUAUGUACUCCAUAUUAUUACCUAUACCAUCAAAAGUAGUCAUUAUUUAAAUUUUAUCUGUGUAUUUUUCAUACUCUCGUCAUUAUUAUUUUCUUUGGGGCUGGUUAGGAUCCGUAUUAAACAUUGAUUGUAGUUCAAUUAUUUGCAUCAUAUAUGUUUAUGCAAUGUAUCAACAUAGACUCAAUAAUGGAUAUAUUACUUGAUUGCUUUCUAAA
Molecule: messenger RNA, 1048 nt
Organism: Lycium barbarum (goji berry)
Lineage: Eukaryota; Viridiplantae; Streptophyta; Magnoliopsida; Solanales; Solanaceae
Exons: 5
Coding region: 171-815 (214 amino acids)
Source: RefSeq, a predicted model, not a curated record